CGUCCAGUCGGUUUUUGGGGGCAUAAACGCGGCCAACCGUCCGGAGUCACAACGGUCAAACCGCUCGACAACGUUAACGGCGUCGUUCUUUCCUCUCUGCCUCCCUCCCUCCCCCCUUUCCCUCUUCAACACCAACCUCAAUUCUCCCCGGUGUCCCCCCCUCUCACCAGCCGGUAGAGAGGAGGGGGGGUCCAGAGCGUGGCCGUGACAGCGUAGGACCGACCGGCAUGGACCCCCGAGCGAAGGCUCGCGCCGGCCCGCUGUCGGGGGGCUUCGGCGGUCGUCCGGCCUCCCUCGGAGCCGACGGGGGGGACACGGAGUCCGGGGCCGGCUCGGAGGAAGCCGGCGUGGGCUUCGGCGACACGUUCAGCAGCCUGCCCGACAUGGAGCAGGAGAGCCUGGAGGAGAAGCUCCGAGGACUGGCGUUCAGAAAGCAGACGUCGUACCGGAAAGCCAUCUCCCGCUCAGGCCUCCAGCACCUCGGCCCGCCUCAGGCCUCGCCGGCGCCGCCGCCGUCCAACGGGCCCAACAAGGAGCUGCGGACCUGCAUGGACUGGACGGAGAACGCGCUGAACGGGGACCACCUGUGGAUGGAGACGAGCUGCUCAGGAGACCUCUGUUACCUGGGAGAGGACAGCUGCCUGCUGAAGGCCGCAAAGUCGGCCCCCCGGAGGAAAUGUGCCGCCUGUAAGAUCGUUGUUCACUCUGGGUGCAUCGAGCAACUCGAAAAGAUUAACUUCCGAUGUAAGCCAACCUACAGAGAGGGAGGAUCCCGCUGCAUGCGUGAUCAGAACGCACUGAGACAUCACUGGGUUCACAGAAGAAGACAGGAGGGGAAAUGUAGACAGUGUGGAAAGAGCUUCCAGCAGAAGUUCUUCCACAGUAAAGAAAUAAUCGCCAUCAGCUGUUCUUGGUGUAAACAAGCGUUCCACAACAAGGUGACGUGUUUCAUGCUGCACCAGAUCGAGGAGCCGUGCUCACUGGGGGCCCACGCUGGAGUCAUAGUGCCCCCCUCCUGGAUCAUCAAAGUCAGGAAACCACAGAGCUCACUUAAGAACUCUGCCAGGAGAAAAAAGCGGACAUCGUUUAAACGAAGGACGAGCAAGAAGGGACUUGAUGAGUCCAAGUGGCGUCCGUUCAUGUUGAAGCCUCUUCCUUCACCCCUCAUGAAGCCCAUCCUGGUCUUUGUCAAUCCCAAGAGCGGCGGCAACCAGGGCGCCAAGGUGCUGCAGAUGUUCAUGUGGAUCCUGAACCCUCGGCAGGUGUUCGACCUGUCGCAGGGCGGCCUGCGCGAGGCGUUGGAGUUGUAUCGCAAAGUGCCGAAUCUGCGGAUCCUGGCCUGCGGGGGGGACGGCACGGUGGGCUGGAUCCUGUCCACUCUGGACGAGCUGCAGAUGAACCCGCAGCCUCCGGUUGCGGUUCUUCCUCUGGGAACAGGAAAUGACCUCGCCAGGACGCUCAACUGGGGCGGGGGUUACACGGACGAGCCGGUGUCCAAGGUGCUGUGCCACGUGGAGGACGGGUCGGUGGUGCAGCUGGACAGGUGGAACCUCCACGUGGAGAAAGGCGCCGAGCAGCCGGAGGAGGGGACGCAGAAGCUGCCUCUGAACGUGUUCAACAACUACUUCAGCCUGGGCUUCGAUGCUCACGUCACGCUGGAGUUCCACGAAUCCAGAGAAGCCAACCCGGAGAAGUUCAACAGUCGCUUCCGCAACAAGAUGUUCUACGCAGGAGCCGCGUUCUCAGAUUUCCUCCAGAGGAGCUCGAGGGAUUUGUCCAAGCACGUCAGAGUGGUGUGCGAUGGGACCGAUCUAACUCCCAAGAUCCAGGAGCUGAAGUUCCAGUGCAUCGUGUUCCUAAACAUCCCCAGGUACUGUGCUGGCACCAUGCCGUGGGGCAACACGGGCGACCACCGGGACUUUGAGCCGCAGCGCCACGACGACGGCUGCAUCGAGGUCAUCGGCUUCACCGUGGCCUCCUUGGCGGCGCUGCAGGUCGGGGGUCACGGAGAGAGGUUGCACCAGUGCAGAGAAGUCGUCCUCACUACCUUCAAGACCGUACCUGUCCAGGUGGACGGUGAACCGUGUCGACUGGCUCCCUCCACCCUCCGCAUCUGCCUCCGAAAUCAGGCCAAUAUGGUCCAGAAGAGCAAGAGGCGCACCUCUGUGCCCCUGCUGAACGAUAUACAGAAGGUGUGUGCAGCUGAUCUGCGCCGCCUCUCUGCCCCCCCCGACUCCUUCUCUGUUCCUCACGCGGUUCCAGACCGCCUGCGUCUCCGGGUGAACCGGAUCAGCCUCCACGAGUACGACAAGCUGCAGUACGACAAGGAGCGGCUACGAGACAUCUCCAUCCCAGUAGGCAUUGUGGUGGUGAGGGGGGACUGCGACCUGGAGACGUGCAGACUCUACAUUGACAGAUUGCAAGAGGAUUUACUCCAGGCGCCAUCUACUGGUCACAGGGUGCACUACCAGGACGAGAGCCGAGGCGUCCCGAGGACGGGUUCCAGCGGCAGACUGUCCUCCAGCUGGAGCUUCUUGGACUCCACGUCAGCUGACCGCUUCUACCGCAUCGACAAGGCUCAGGAGCACCUGCACUUUGUGACGGAGAUCUGUCAGGAUGAGGUGUUCAUCCUGGACCACGAGGCCCCGGCGGCGAGCCAGGGGACGUCCGCGGCGAUGCCGGAUCUGGUGGUGGAGCCGACCGCCGGUGUUUCUCUGACAUCCGACGAACAAGCUCUGCUGACGGCUGCCAGCGCGGGAGAUCUGUCCACGCUGUCGGAGUGUGUGCGUCGGGGCGUCAGCCUGCUGGUCAGAGACUCCAGAGGUUGUUCGGCGCUUCACGUCUCCGCCCAGAAGGGACACGCCGAGCUGCUCAGCUUCAUCCUGCAGCCCGGCUCUAAAGUGCUUCUGGAUCUGACCGACAGAGAGAAGGGGGACACUGCCUUGCACAAAGCAGCCUCACAGAAGCAUCACGCCGCGUGCCGGUUGCUGGUGGGGGCCGGGGCGUCACUCGAAAAGACCAACUUUCUGGGGAAGACGCCGGCGGACGUAGCGGAGGGAGACUCGGAGCUCGCCACCUUCCUGAGCACCAAACAACACACGUCUACCACACAAGAAGACUUGGAGACGGCUGUCUGAGGCGCGCACACACACACACACACACACACACACGCACACACACACACACACGCACGCACGCACACACACGCACACACACACACACACGCACACACAUGUCUCUCGGCCUCCCUGGACUCGCACACACUCGUAGAGACGGACUGAGAUUUGAAUGGUCCACUUAAUAAUUUGUAUUUAUUUAUUGGUGUGGUAUUUAUUGUUUGUGCGGAUCGGUUGAGGAGGAAAGUGCACUUUGGGCGUUUUGGGAGAGCCGAACGUGUGGAGACACGUUUUCUGUUUUUAGUCACAUUACACAUUUUUAGAAACUGUAAGAAAAUGUGUUCGAUAAGCAUUUAUAAAACUGCUUCUGUUGAGAAAUGACCGUUUUAUAUAUGACGUUUAUCCCAUGAAACCUGUGUGCCAAAGACAUUACGUGGAUGUAGUGUCACUGAUCUCUGCUUUCAUACUACGUGACGUCGUGUGUCAUUUUAAAAGCUUCAUGCAGCCGAGGGAGGAAGGUUUCUACAUUCCUUAAUAUAUGACAUACGCUUAUAAUAAAAAAGAAAAUAACAACAGAAUCCCUUUCAGCUGAUUACACAAGAAGUCAAAUAGGUGAUAAAGACAUAGUGAAACUAAAACUAUCCCUCUUCACUGUUUCAGGAAACACGUCAAAAUAACCAGGGUCACACAAACGCAUCUUUAACCUCUCAUAGCAUCUGGUACUCCUGACCCAACACGGCUUUUCACACGCAGCGUGUGUGUGUGUGUGUGUGUGCGUGUGUGUGUGUGAUACGAUUCCUCAUUCCAUAUCAAACCUGAAGAGAGAAUCAGUUCAGCUGCAGCUUCUUGUUUCUGCUCUGCAGCAUGUAGGUAACUACAGACUGUGUGUAGCUGUGAUAGUGUGUGUGUGUGUGUGUGUGUGUGUGUGUGUGUGUGUGUGUGUGCGCGUGUUGCAGCAUUUAUCCAAGAAGAAGAUACAAAUCUGAGCCAUAUUCAAUGCAAUAUGAAUAGAUGACAUCUUUUGCAUUUCUAUUUAACCGUUUACAUUAAUGUACAUUGAAUGUGCGUUGUACUUCACAGCUGGUUGGUCACAUGAUUGUCCUGUUGUUUUAUUUUGUGUGCUUGUUUAUGGAUUGAACUUUUAAAACCACCCUGCAAGCUCUCUUUUGAUAUAACCUGUUGUAAGCUAAAUUCACAUGUAACGUAGGAACUGCUUUCCCCAAAGUGCUGGAGGGACGUGGAAUCAUCUGAAAGUGUCACUAAGACAUCGUAGGAAAAUCCCCUUUUCUCCUCAUGAGUCAUUGAUGACGGCUUAUGGGCUCUCGGCCUUUAUUCAAAGCAUCUUUUCUGUCACCUGACUAGAUUUCUUCCAGAAGGUUUCUCCUGUUGAAACUCGUGAGUAACGUUGGAAACAACAAGAAGCUGAGUUCACUUCCUUCUCCAUCUGUGAACAACAAAGGAAAGAGGACCCACAUUUCAGGCCUCUGUGAUUGGAUGACGCCUCCUGUCUUCCACAAGCGUUGCUGCGCAGGACUUGUGCGCGUGUCCCUGCGUCCCUCUGUCCCUCUGUCCCUCCGUCCCUCUGUCCCUCCGUCCCUCUGUCCCUGCGUCCCUCUGUCCCUCUGUCCCUGCGUCCCUCUGUCCCUGCGUCCCUCUGUCCCUCCGUCCCUGCGUCCCUCCGUCCCUGCGUCCCUCCGUCCCUGCGUCCCUCUGUCCCUGCGUCCCUCUGUCCCUCCGUCCCUGCGUCCCUCCGUCCCUGCGUCCCUCCGUCCCUGCGUCCCUCUGUCCCUGCGUCCCUCUGUCCCUCCGUCCCUGCGUCCCUCCGUCCCUCUCACAGGAAGCGUGCGUGGACGACACACACACACACACACUUUCUUUUGAGGAGCGACUCUUUGUUAGAUGGUGUCAGCGUUCCUUUAUGCAUGGCGUUCUCUUACCUCUUUGGGACUCUUUUAUGCUAACGGGAUAAAAGACGGCAUUAUUGUUGUUUUAAACUAUUUCAUUAUUAGAGUUUUAAAUGAUUUCUACCCCAGUUUUCCCUUCUUUGGUUGGACGUGUGGUUUUUCUUUGCUUUUGUAUUUCAUAUUUUUCUGCUGAUGAUGAUGAUGAUGAUGAUGACGAUGGGAUUACUUGAAGUUUGUUGUUUUAUUUUAUUCAUUUGUUAAAAGAAGAUGUGAUGCUGUAGUUUUUGCCUCUGACGUUAUUUCUUCACUGUGUUUCCUCUUCAGCCAAAAACAUUAAUUUCAAACUGGGACCCAACUGCAAUGAGGUCCUUUAUAUCGGCAUUAUAUCUGCAAAAUGACACAUCAAAAAACGUACAAAUUAAUACAUAAAUAAAUAUAUCAGCGAGAUAUUUGGGUCCACGGCUGGGCUACUUUGAGCUAAAUGCUAACAGCGACGUGCUAAACAUUUUCACCAUCCUCCUUUAGCGUGUUAGCGUGCUGUUGUCAUUUGGUCUGCAGGUGUUCAUCCUCUGGGGAGCAGGAAUGUUUGUGAAUAAUCUCACGGCAGUUUCACCACAAAUCUUUUUUUUCGGUCGGGACCAAAAUGAUCCGUCGAUCGAUUCACAAUCUUUUUCUGUUUUUUUAUCUUCCAGAUAAUCCAGACAAAAAGCACUUAACGCUCCAGUAUACGUUAGAAACACUAAGAAACGUGUGUGUCAUCAUUGAGCCUUUUUACAGGAAGCUACACAGAAAUUAUGACUAUAAAGAAAAAGAUAUGAAAUAGUUAAAUAGAUAUGAAUCUUCAGACUUGUGAAUUGUGUGUUUUUUCACUAAGGAGAAGGUGAUGGAUCAAUAAAGUUAAACUGCUGGACGUAUUUAUUCAACCGGCACCGACUGUUAAAAUAACAUUUAUACACUGCAGGUCAAAUAAAGGGCGCCUUAAACUUUUGCUUUUGGUAAAUGUUAUCUAUUAACUCUGAGGUAUAUUCUUAUAAUUAUUAUAUUAUCUCUGCUGGGGUUUGUUGGUCUUUAAAACAGCGCGUUGCAGCGUCUUCGGGAGUCGAACCCAAGCCUCCAACCUGCCGGUGAAAUGGAACCAGUUGAGUCUCAUUUAACUCAUGAACCCAAACCUGACUGUGAGCACGUGUUUCCCUUCAAGUGAACUCUCGUCCGAAAUGACUGUUGCCAAAAAACUUCCUGAAAGUGUCGCCAAGCCAGUCGGGUGGCUCAGGUGGUCGAGCUGGCCGAGUCUCACCUGAGAACAAAGCAGCCUGUGGAGGCCCGAAGAGGCGCGAGGACCUGGGGGGGCUUCUGGUCCCCGUCGGGUUAUUCCAGUAUUUCAAUUAUUAUUCCAGUUUGUUGGGUUUCUGCUUGGAGCACAAAAAGAGUCGCUAAAAAUAUAGAAAAUACAGUCGUGAUACACUUUGACUCUUGACUUUAACUCCACUUAUUAGACUUCAUUUGGACUUUUUGGUUCCUCAUUUUGAGUUUACACCCUCUGACUUUGACCUUUAAUGUCAUAAUUUGGGCUUUUGGCUCAUUGUUUUAACCCCGUAAACCAAAGUGAUCAUUACUUCUACCUGUGGUUUUUACUGGUCGAAAUGGCUUCUUAUUGAUCCCAACUUUCACUUCACAAAGACACGUAGUCUGACAAAAGAAAUAAAUAUGUACCAAAAUAGUUUGUUUUGGUUAAUGUGUAACGUGCUGAGUCAUGUGGGCGUGUUGGACUCAUGUGCUCCUUCCAUAUUGUUUUUCUCCUCAUGAAUCAGACGUCAGUCAGCGAAGAUUCAGAAAUGCGUCACUUCUUGGAAAGAGGGGGAAUUGUAUGUCGUCCCUUUCUAGACGUUUGUUAAGGCUUUAAACAAUAACGACGUGGUAGAUUCGUUUGUUAGGGGCCCGACAUUUUAAUACAUACAUGAAGAAGAAGAAGAAUGUCUUUUAUUUUGGUGUUAAACGAGGCUUUUAACCUUUCAAAACAAAACAAAAACUGGCUUUGAGGUUCUGUAAGUUUCUGUCACAAAAAAAAAAAAUCCCCGCCUAUUUAUUUCGGGAGGAACUUUUGUGGGAAAUGUUUAAGGGAAGAAGAGAAAUAAAAUAUGUGUGUAAUAUGAGGCAUAAGGACAAAGCAUGCCAGACUGUACAGCUGUAACAACAUUUGAGUAAUCAUUUUAGAAUAAAUGAACGCUUAAAAGGUU
This is a messenger RNA of Pungitius pungitius (ninespine stickleback), 7254 nucleotides long. RefSeq names its product diacylglycerol kinase, iota (gene dgki). Gene Ontology annotation, molecular function: ATP-dependent diacylglycerol kinase activity; protein binding. Gene Ontology annotation, cellular component: nucleus. Lineage: Eukaryota; Metazoa; Chordata; Actinopteri; Perciformes; Gasterosteidae. Bases 228 to 3137 code for a protein of 969 amino acids. Gene Ontology annotation, biological process: diacylglycerol metabolic process; intracellular signal transduction; lipid phosphorylation. The record is from RefSeq and is a predicted model, not a curated record. The transcript has 34 exons.